Molecule: messenger RNA, 1050 nt
Organism: Peronospora matthiolae
Lineage: Eukaryota; Oomycota; Peronosporomycetes; Peronosporales; Peronosporaceae
Source: the annotation of a GenBank genome assembly
AUGGCUCGCCUGAAAAGCUCACAAAAGCGUCGAGCUUCUGGUCCCAGCAGCUCCGACAGUAGUCGCUGCUUGAAGCGACAACGCCACGAGCUUCAGCCUACACCCGCCCAUCUCUACGCACCUGGGGACGGAGUCCUCGUAGUCGGAGACGGCGACUUCUCCUUUUCUCGCGGCCUCGUCAAGCACCGGGGCACUGGAUUGGGAGUCGUUGCAACCUCUUUCGACUCGGACAGUAAAGUCCGCGCCAAGUAUUCGAACGCGCACGAGUGCAUCGCAGCUGUGCAGUCGUCCCUCGGUCUUGUGUUGCACGACGUCGAUGCGACCAAGUUGCUAAAGUUGCCCCAACGCGUGCAGACGGGCACGGGGUCGAAGACCAUCCCCGACGUCUUCCAGUAUAUCAUCUUCAACUUCCCACACAGUGGUCAGCAGCGCGUGCACAUCAAUCGGGCACUGCUACUGGACUUUUUCGAGAGUGCACGGGAUCGCUUAUCGGUGCACGGGGAAGUUCACGUGACGCUCAAGACGCAGCCGCCGUACUCGAACUGGUUCGUCGAGGACCGAGCCAAAGAGGCUGGCUUUGUCCUCAAAGAGCGACGGAAGUUUGACAGUCGGCUUUUUCCGGGGUACCGCCAUCGCACGACGGAUCCACAAGCCAAGAAGUUUGACCCGGAUGUAUGUGUUACGUUUGUGUUCGUGGUGAACCGAUCCAAGUAUCCGUUCCAGGAACGUCAAGCUGAAUUGAAGGCGGUGAGUGCUGGUGUUGCAGCUACGGAAGCGAGCGAGCAACGCGACUUGGCGACUGCUAUUGUAAAUAUUGCAAAAGCGAAUGCGGCUGCAAGCCAGAACGUGGCUAUGAGCCAGAAUGUGGACAAAGACUCUGACUUUGUCGUGCGUCGCGCGCCGCCGAAAGAAUUAGUCAAGAGACCCACUCGCAUUGCAGCACUUUUUGAAGAGGAAGAACGCGGGAACGAGACCCGAUAUGGUGCUCACGCAACUUGCGGCGUAUUGUGGAAACCGCUGCACAGGCGAUCGAGUGGAAGUAUUCGUUAG